GCAGCCUACGCCCUUGCAAAAGGGACCAAGUACGCGCUGGCCUGUACGAGAAUAAUUCGCCCAACGAAAGGGAUGCACGGAAGGCUGAUGAAGCGACUGUUCGAGGGGGUAAUAGUCCCAAAGAUGCUGUACACAGCAGACGUGUGGUGCUCAGGCCUCGUGGCCAAGGGGAGAGGAAAACAAAGGGGAGGCAAAGGAGCGCGAGGAUUCACAUUGCAAAUGUCAAGGGUCCAGCGAAUGGCCACUCUCCUAAUAACUGGUGGACUAAGAUCAUCUUCUAAUGAUAUGCUGGAUGCACACACUAACGUCCUUCCA
This is a messenger RNA of Suillus plorans, 315 nucleotides long. RefSeq lists its product as uncharacterized. Lineage: Eukaryota; Fungi; Basidiomycota; Agaricomycetes; Boletales; Suillaceae. The annotation marks the transcript as partial. The record is from RefSeq and is a predicted model, not a curated record. The transcript has a single exon.